AUGCACACCGAUGGCGGCAGUCUCCCCUGUAACCGCUCUCCAUCUAGCAGAUCAACCGAAACCGCCCACGCGAAUUACGAGCGGCAAGAAAGACAGAGUCCUCCUGCCUUAACCCCUCACUCACACCGCCUCCACUCCUCUCCCCUCCUUUAUAGCCAGCUUCCUCCCCGAUCGAGCUUCCUGUCCGCGGGCACCGAUCGACAGCCCCUCUCGUACGUGCUCAUGGCCAUGGAGACCGGCACGGCAGCGGCCGCUCAGUCCACACGCCGCCUUCUCCUCCCACUGGCAGUCUCUUUCCUCCUCUGCGCGCUCGCCGCCGGGACGAAGCCGCCGCCGUCGUCCUCGUCGUACAUCGUGUACCUCGGCGCCCACUCCCAUCGCGCCGGCGUCUCGACGGAGGAGGCGUCCACGUUGGCCACCGAGUCGCACUACGACCUCCUCGGCUCCGUCUUGGGCGACCGGGAGAAGGCGCGCGACGCCAUCUUCUACUCCUACACCAAGAACAUCAACGGCUUCGCCGCCAAGCUCGAGCCCGCCGUCGCCGCAGCGAUCGCCAAGCGGCCCGGCGUGGUCUCGGUGUUCCCGAACCGCGGCAUGAGGAUGCAGACGACGAGGUCGUGGGAGUUCAUGGGGCUCGAGAAGGCCGGCGUUGUCCCGCAGUGGUCGGCGUGGGAGGUGGCCAGGUACGGCAGGGACACCAUCAUCGGGAACCUCGACUCAGGCGUGUGGCCGGAGUCCCUGAGCUUCAACGACGGCCAAAUGGGGCCCAUCCCGGACACCUGGAAGGGGAUCUGCCAGAACCAGCACGACCCCAAGUUCAAAUGCAACAGCAAGCUCAUCGGCGCGCGCUACUUCAACAAGGGGUACGCGAUGGAGGCGGGCCACCCGCCCCCCGAUAGGCUGAACACGCCGCGGGACGAUGUCGGCCACGGCACGCACACGCUGGCCACGGCGGGCGGCUCCCAGGUCAAGGGCGCCUCCGCCUACGGCUACGGCAACGGCACGGCAAGGGGCGGUUCCCCGCGCGCGCGCGUGGCGGCGUACCGCGUCUGCUUCAACCCGCCCGUGAACGACGUCGAGUGCUUCGACGCCGACAUCCUGGCCGCCUUCGAGGCCGCCAUCGCCGACGGGGUGCACGUCAUCACGGCGUCCGUGGGCGGCGAGCAGAGGGACUUCUUCGAGGACACGGUCGCCAUCGGGUCGCUCCACGCCACCAAGGCCGGCAUCACUGUCGUCUGCUCCGCCACCAACAACGGCCCGGACUUCGGCACCGUCAGCAACCUCGCGCCGUGGGUGAUCACCGUCGCCGCCAGCACCACCGACAGGGCCUUCCCGGGUUACCUCAUCUUCAACCGCACCAGGGUGGAAGGGCAGAGCCUGUCGGAGACGUCGCUCCGGGGGAAAGGCUUCUACCCUUUGAUCAUCGCCACCGACGCCAUCGCCCGCGGCAGGACGGUCGAGGACGCUCAGGUGUGCAUGCUGGAUUCCCUGGACGCGGCCAAGGUGACGGGAAAGAUCGUGGUGUGCUGCGUGAGAGGAGGCGUCCGCAGGAUGGAGAAGGGCGAGGCCGUGCGCCGAGCCGGAGGGGUCGGGAUGGUCCUCGUCAACGACGAGGAAGGCGGGAGCAACGUCAUCGCCGACGCGCACGUUCUCCCGGCCCUGCACAUCAACUACACCGACGGGCUCGCGCUCAUGGCGUACAUCAAGUCCACCCCGUCUCCUCCUUCCGGAUUCAUCUCGAAGGCGACGACAAUCGUCGGCGCGAGGCCGGCGCCGGUCAUGGCCUCCUUCUCGUCGGUGGGGCCCAACGUCCUCAACCCGGAGAUCCUAAAGCCGGACGUCACCGCGCCGGGAGUGACCAUCAUCGCGCCGUGGAGCGGCAUGGCGUCGCCCUCGGACCGGCCCUGGGACCAGCGCCGCGUCGACUUCACCAUCCAGUCCGGCACGUCCAUGUCGUGCCCGCACGUCGCCGGCAUCGCCGGCCUCGUCAAGACCCUCCACCCCGACUGGAGCCCCGCCGCCAUCAAGUCGGCCAUCAUGACCACCGCGACGGACCUGGACCUGGAGCAGCGGCCAAUCCUGAAUCCCUUCCUGCAGCCGGCGACGCCCUUCAGCUAUGGCUCCGGCCACGUCUUCCCGGCCCGCGCGCUGGACCCGGGCCUCGUCUACGACGCCUCGUACCGCGACUACCUCAACUUCUUCUGCGCGCUCGGGUACAACGUGACGGCAAUGGGCAGGUUCAACGAGACGCGCUACGCGUGCCCGGCCGUCCCCGUCGCCGUGCGGGACCUCAACUACCCGUCCAUCACGCUGCCGGACCUCGCCGGCCUGACGACGGUGCGGCGCAGGGUCAGGAACGUGGGCGCGCCGAGGAGCACGUACACGGCCGCCGUCGUCAGAGAGCCGGAAGGGGUGCAGGUGACGGUGACGCCGACCACGCUGGCAUUCGGCGCCGUCGGCGAGGAGAAGGAGUUCCAGGUGAGCUUCGUGGCGAGGGUCCCCUUCGUGCCGGCGCCCAAGGGCGCCGGAGGGUACGGGUUCGGCGCCAUUGUCUGGUCCGACGGGCCAGGGAACCACCGGGUGCGGACUCCUCUGGCUAUCAGGAGGCGCAAGAUGUAG
Messenger RNA from Triticum turgidum subsp. durum (durum wheat), 2619 nucleotides. NCBI's taxonomy places the organism in Eukaryota, Viridiplantae, Streptophyta, Magnoliopsida, Poales, Poaceae. The record is from the annotation of a GenBank genome assembly.